AUGGACUCGAAUGACAUCGCACCACCCUCCAUCCAGCCAUACUCUCAUCAACAUCACUUGGUAACUGAUUUGGACCCUUCGGAGGCAUUGGACUUCGAUCACGAGUGGGAUUGCAUGAUGAAUGCCAUUGAGGAAGCAGGGGAAAUGGUUAUCAACCUUGAUGCUAUCGCUGCAGAUCUAGGGGCAGAACUAGAUGUGGCAAUGUCUGAAGGGGGGAUCACCAUACAGGACCUCAUGAAUACUCUGGGGAAUGUGCCACUGCUCGAGACCCCUCACAGUGAUGCAAUGGCAGACAUGUAUGAUGACAUCUCCAUCCUUGAGCCCAUUUGCACAGAGUCACCAGGUCCACUUAGCUACAUGGCCUUUGCCACAGCUUGCUCUGACACCCAGGCCCCCACUAUCAGCAAUCACCACCUGGACCACAUGGCAUUUGCAGUCACCAUGAUGAAUGGCACCACCCUUGUUGCGAGCAGGCAGCAGAUGCACAGUGCCAAUGGCAUCCUGCUAGAACCCCUCUCACUCAACAAAGCUAAGGCCUGUGAUGACUGGGACAAAUGGCAAGAAGCCAUGGUCAGUGAAAUGGAGAGCAUGAACAAGAUGAAUGUCUUCAAGCUAGCUGACAUUCUGAGAAAUGGUAAACUCAUUGGUGUUUGCUGGGUCUACAAACUAAAGCUCAAUGUGCAAUGA
Messenger RNA from Ustilago hordei, 687 nucleotides. RefSeq lists its product as uncharacterized. The record is from RefSeq and is a predicted model, not a curated record. Lineage: Eukaryota; Fungi; Basidiomycota; Ustilaginomycetes; Ustilaginales; Ustilaginaceae. The transcript has a single exon. The coding region runs from base 1 to 687 and encodes 228 amino acids.